UUCAUUUUCCGGUGCACAUGUUUAAAUGGCACGAUUGAAUGAUCCAAACAUAGCAUGAUAGUAUUAGUUGGAGCUAUUUGGGAAAUAUGCAAGUGUCUUUACGUCUCAUUUUUCUAUAGAAAAACGGAAGAAAGAGGAACACAGACUGACGAAGAGGAGCAACGUAUUUGCAGAACUUUAUUGAAAGCAUUGAAAAUCGAAGAGAAUGAAACUGUUAAGAUAUUAAAGACAACUGUAAAGAAGAGGAAUACUAAAUCUUAUCUUUCCUCGGCUCAGAAACGUUGGAUAUCAAAACACAGUAUGGCUCAACGAGAAGUUACAAAUGAACUCAGCUUGGUACCAGGUGGUGCAGAGGGUGUUGACGAUGAAUCGGAUCAUUUUUAUGCAGCUCAUUUCCCACCACUCCACAAAGAUGAAUCUGAUACCAAAACAAAACCUGGAAGUUCAAAGACCAAAGAGACAAGUUUUAAACAGAUUCAUCAACAAGUUCCUGUAUCAAGUACAACACAGUGGAUGACAGCAAAUCUAGACAAAGCACAAAGGGAGACAACUGUUGAUGAAAUGAGACAAGUUCUUCUUGAACUAGAAGAUAAAUGGAGUGAUGAUACAAAGAAAGACAAGACAGAUGUAUACAGGACAUUCAGACGACACCUGUCACAUUGCACCAAUCCCUACACCCUGGUCACAUACCUUGUAGAGAAGAGCAAAGAUUAUCAUUUACCCAAGACUUCAACUCUUGCCUAUUACAUUAUGAAAGAGUUUGACAAUUGGUGCAGUUCAAAAGACAACAUUCCAAAAUAUUCACAGUUCCUUCUCACACAGGAGUUAAAAUUACAUGUGUUGCAUAUGUGUACUCGUUUUCACAUGACUAUGGUUGGCUUUGCAAUAAAAGCAUUCCAGCUCAACCAACCUGACAACAGCUUUUUGGUGCCUGUGCUAAGAUGCUUUUUAGAACAACGUAAAUACAAAGAGGCUGCAGUUUGUGCAGGUAAGCUUGGCUUACAAGACCAUUUCUCUGUGGAAGAGACUGUUUUACCAUUAAUUCUACAAGAUAAAGUGAACUUGAUAGAAAGCUACUUAGUUGGUAACCCACAGCAACAGCAGCUUGUUGUACAUAUGCUGGACAGACUAUGUGAUCGGUCCAUUGACAUGUCCCAUGUCAUCAGUUCGUCAGGUGUGCCAAAUGCGAAACGAGAAAAGAUGCAUUGGAAACCUCUGAGUAAGCUGGCUGCUCGUCUGAUGAAGUUAUAUGAAAUCUCUCCAGAUUUGUGUCCAAACAUCAGCAAUGCUAGAGGCCUGGGUGCUGUGAAAUAUCUGUUGUAUAAGAGAUACAUUGAGGGGUCAAUGGGUGCAGGAAGCUGGGAAGAAAUGGUGCAGAGUGCUGUUGGUGACAGUACCUUUCUAAAGGAACAGUUGAUAGAACAGCUAAUGUGUUACAACGAGACAGUGGCCGCAGCAAAGUGGGCUGAUCACUACCAGCUUUCUGACGAGUCCAUUCCUCCACCGGUGGCCCAACAGAGAAAGAUCCUGAAAGAAAACCCUGGUCCUACUACACAAGAGAUAGGAAGUGAGGAUUGGGAGACUGACUGUUACACUGACAGCGACAUUAAAACAUCCUGGUACCCACUGAAAAUGUCUCUGGAUGCAAUCAGUAUGGUCGACACAAAGGAGAGCUACUGGACAUGUUUGCAACGACUGUCUCAGCCUGGAACAACUGUUGGAAUCGACUCAGAAUGGAGACCUGGUUUUGGUAACACAGUUCAGAGAGUGGCCCUGAUGCAGCUGGCUGUUCUUGACCAUAUAUUUCUACUAGACGUCAUUAGCCUGUCUCAACAACUACAGGAGGAUGACUGGCAGCAGUUUGUGGCAUGUGUCUUCUGUAAUCCAGCCAUACUCAAGUUAGGUUAUGGACUCGACUCAGAUUUUCAGAUGUUUGUUAAGACAUUUCCCUUCAUGAAGGAAAGCCUUGCACAUCUGUGUCGUGUGGUGGAGCUGGAGAAAGUUGCUCGGAAGGUGAUAGAUAAGACAGUGAACCUCCUCCCUGAGACUGGACAGUCAGACGAGGAAGAUGCACCUGUAGAGGACAGUGACAGUGGAGUAAACAUCAAGUUUCCCCAGAAGGAAGCACGGGGCCUCAGUGAAUUGGUGAGACAAACUCUCGGGAGGCCCCUCAGUAAAACAGAGCAGAUGUCAGACUGGGAACGCAGACCUUUGAGGCCAGCUCAAAUCACUUACGCAGCACUGGAUGCUUAUGUACUUCUGGAAGUGUAUGAUGAACUGAUCAGCAGAGCUCAGAAGUUGAAGAUGAACUUUGACAUGGAACUUCCUGUAAGCAUGAAGUGGAUGAAGGCAAGCAAGCGAGACAAGAUGAGAGCCAGGGCUAAAGGUCAAAAGUUCACAUAUAAAGAUAAAUCUCCAAAGACCAACCAGUAUACUUCCCCACCCCCACGUGGAGCUGGGCCCAGUCAGAUCCUGUCCCCGGGGCAACUGAAGGUGGUAGUGGACUCCAUGUUACAAGGACUAGGCCGCCAGCUUAGGAGUUGUGGAGUGGACGUCUACAUACUGGAGAACCACGAGGACCACGACAGAACCAUUGAGAUAUGCAAGACACAGAAUAGAAUUGUGUUAACCAGUGGAAACCCCUAUAUAAUGGUGAGGUCACACGUGGGGGAACACAUGUGUUACUGUGUACAGAGUGUGACUGCGAGGGAACAGGUAGUAGAGGUCAUGGAACAUUUCGGAGUGAAGGUGAAAACCGAGGAUAUCUUCAGUCGCUGCCAGGUGUGUAACGGUGACCAGUACCUGAAGAUACCUCAGGAACAGACCAAACAGUUAUGGUACAGGAAGCAGCAACAGUUGUCUGUAUCGGGGUCUCGGGUCCAGUCGUUGAUGAGAGCCGCUAAUCCAGUCUCUGUGUCAGAGGCAGACGCAGUGUGUAUGAAGGAUUUGGCAAACUAUGGUGUUAAUUGGACUAACGUGUCUGUAACAACAAACGGGGCUCCCAUACAGAUUGAGACGGUACCAGAAGGCUUACUGGGAAGGGUAAGCUUAUUUUACGUGUGUCAGAGGUGUGGAAAGGUCUUCUGGGAAGGUUCCCACUUUGCGAAGGUAAAGGAACAGUUUGCACAUGUUUUGACAUUGAAUGACAAAUAAAAGUGUGUUCUGAUUCGUUAAAACACUGGAGUAUUACUUCAUCUGGCAGUUAAUCGCCUGGACAUACCUGUUUGUGUUGCCUUGGUUUCUGGGAAAACAGAAGUUGUAUGACUAUUAGAUCUGAAACUGCCAUAAUGGUGCAAUACGGUUCAGAGUGGUCAUGUUGAAGUGUCUUUCAAGACCAUUAUAAUGAACUUGUUAAUUGACUGUAUGGUUAUAUAUAGAAGAUGGAAAUAAAAUUCUCGGAAAUUA
Messenger RNA from Mizuhopecten yessoensis (Yesso scallop), 3405 nucleotides. Its product is annotated as exonuclease mut-7 homolog. The coding region runs from base 55 to 3153 and encodes 1032 amino acids. Gene Ontology annotation, biological process: nucleobase-containing compound metabolic process. NCBI's taxonomy places the organism in Eukaryota, Metazoa, Mollusca, Bivalvia, Pectinida, Pectinidae. The transcript is spliced from 18 exons. The record is from RefSeq and is a predicted model, not a curated record. Gene Ontology annotation, molecular function: 3'-5' exonuclease activity; nucleic acid binding.